Molecule: messenger RNA, 1480 nt
Organism: Prorocentrum cordatum
Lineage: Eukaryota; Dinophyceae; Prorocentrales; Prorocentraceae
Source: the annotation of a GenBank genome assembly
CACGCCUUAACCCGGCUGGUGGACAUGCAGAGGCAGGCUGUGCACCACGUGUCUCGUUUCGAUGGACACGAGGCGUGUCUGUAUCACUGGACGUCGCCGUGCUUCCGCUACGUCGGGGUGGCCAGGCGCGAUAGAGUAAAUCGAGGCGACCGCCCUGGGGUCAUUCAGCGCCGGCUGGAACAACUUACCUUCACCCACAACAAAAGCCUGCCAGGCGCUCACAAGUUACGGUAUAAGUUCGCCCAGCGUCAGCCGCUGGGCCGCUCCAUGUUCCACGCUGUGCAGACAAUCGACGUGGGCAGCAUUUUCAACCGCGAGCGCGAGCUGAUUCGACAGUGUCGGCCUUCGGCCAACGGUGCCCCCAAGGCCAUCGGCAAGCCUCGCUCGGCCAUGCCCCGGAGAAGGCCACCUCGAAAUGUCAAGUCUAGGCUGCUGCCACCUACGUGCCGCGAGCUGGAACGUCUUGGCCCAGUUCCAGGCCGCGGGCCCCAUGCAACCCAUCCGGACAUCGGCGGGACUGCAUGUUCCGCCGAGGUGUCCCCAGGGGAACUCGGGAGGCUCACUUUUGUGGACGCCUACCGUCGGGUGAGCCGACACGUUGCCGAUGGCAGCGGCGUGCGGGGGCCAGUCGACACUUUCUGUCAACAGUGGCGCAUGCUUCUGCUUCUUUGGUUCGGCAGCCAAGGGAUGCAUCCACCGUGGCCCUUGCUUGAGGGCAGGCUCGGCGAUGCCGAUGUGGUGCUAUUCCUCUUGCCCAUGACAGUCUCGAUCGUGAGACCGCGCGCCCCGGCCCUUGCUAGGAGGCGCUUGCGAAGCCGAUUGCGCAUGCUUGGCCUCCCCGGGCUGACCGUGCACCAGGCGGCGGUCGCAGCGCCUCUCGCCCCCCAGGAUCGCACGCUGAUCCACCGCAUUGUUUGGCCCCACAGGGCGUUGUCAGCGGCUCAGACAUGGCGGUGGCUGAAGCAGGCUUCGGUCGUAGCCGAACCAAUUCCCAAGUGGAAUGACCGCAUCAACGCUCCCGCUGUGAGCAGCCGCGCUUGCAUUGCCAAAGCCUUCGAGUGGAGUGAUUCCCAAUGGGGCCGGCGGGCGCAGGUGGGCGCCCCCUUGGGGAUCCAAUUCUGCAUGUCCCCCGCCGUGCGCUCCUUCGAGCGGCCGAGGGACAAGGAUUGGGACAAGUAUUGCGAGCUCACCGCCCACCUGGAUAAUGUUCCGCCCGACCAUGUGGUCACAAGAGAUGACAAGCAGAAUCGGCGGUGCUGGCACCUCCCGGAGUCGUACUACAUUGCAGCGCUCAUCCUGUACAUUGUGAGUUCACCGCGUUGGUUCUUCAGCAAGUUCGCUCCGGAUACUGCGUCGGCCGUGGUUUUGAAUGUUCUCAAGCUCUUGGUCCCGAACCGUUUGCACUCCAUGUUCAGGCUGGGGGAACGGAUUGAUUGGCUGCCGUGCUUGUACACCACGCUCAAGAGUAAAUGCUACGACG